Molecule: messenger RNA, 1421 nt
Organism: Ostrinia furnacalis (Asian corn borer)
Lineage: Eukaryota; Metazoa; Arthropoda; Insecta; Lepidoptera; Crambidae
Product: myrosinase 1
Exons: 8
Coding region: 177-1403 (408 amino acids)
Biological process (GO): carbohydrate metabolic process
Molecular function (GO): beta-glucosidase activity
Source: RefSeq, a predicted model, not a curated record
UACCUUUAAUUCUCUCACCAGGCAAAGGCGAGAGCAUCUGGGACCGCUACACCCAUGAGCACCCAGAGAGGGUGUUUGACCACAACAACGGCGACGUCGCUGCAGACUCCUACCACCAGUACAAAACCGACGUGGCUCUGCUGAAGGACCUGAACGUGGCCUUCUACCGCUUCUCCAUGUCCUGGCCGAGGAUACUGCCUUCGGGGCUUAGCAAUGAAAUCAACGAGGACGGCAUCAGAUACUACAAGGAACUGAUUGCGGAGCUUCACAGCAACGGAAUCGAGCCCCUGGUCACUAUGUACCACUGGGAUCUGCCGCAAGUGCUGCAAGACCUGGGCGGGUGGACCAACCCUAUUACUGCUGACUACUUUGUGGAUUAUGCCAGGGUGCUCCUAGACCACUUUGGAGACUCAGUCCGCUUCUGGAUAACCUUCAACGAACCUCUCACCUUCUGCCACGACGGGUAUGGAGGCAACGACGCUCCAGGCGGCCGAUCCAGUGGGUUUGAAGAUUACAUGUGCGCCCAUACUGUCCUGAGGGCACAUGGGAAGACCUAUAGAAUGUUCGAGAAAGAAUUUAAGAGGAAACAAAAGAGUUUUAUGGGCAUCACGCUGGAUUUGGCCUGGAUUGAACCUGCCACCACGACUAAGGAAGACCAGAUAGCUGCGGAGACAACAAGACAGUUCUUUUUCGGCUGGUUCGCGCACCCAAUAUUCUCGUCCCAAGGCGACUACCCGCCAGUGAUGCGUGCGCGUGUCGAUGCCAACUCCCGACGUCAAAACUUCGCGCGUUCCCGCCUACCCCACUUCACUUCCGAAGAGGUCAACACCAUACAAGGAGCGUCGGACUUCCUCGGUCUCAACCAUUAUACGACGUACUUGGCGACAAUGAGACAGACUAAGUUGGGGGCGGUGCCGUCGUUUGAUGACGAUAUGGGGUCCGUUCUGACGCAGAAGAAGGAGUGGCCUAAGACUAAUUCGACUUGGUUGAGGGUAGUGCCAUGGGGUCUGCGUAAGGUUCUCAACUGGGUGAAGAACACGUAUAACAACCCACCAGUAUUGAUCACCGAGAAUGGGAUAUCAUCGGAGCCAGGUCUUACCGAUAUCGAACGCAUCAACUAUAUUGACGGAUACCUCCGUGCCGUCCACGCAGCGAUAACCAGAGACAAAUGCAGCGUGUUCGCGUAUACUUACUGGAGCCUCAUAGACAACUUCGAGUGGAUGCGUGGUUAUUCCGAACGCUUCGGCCUAUACGAGGUGGAUUACACAUCGCCGCAACGUGAGAGGCGCGCACGAAAAUCGGCGGCAUACUUCAGUGAGGUGACCUCCUCCCGCUGCCUGCCAAACUUCCUGGUAGGCGACUACCUGCCGUUUUACUUCUACUAUGCGCCUUUAUUUGAUUAAAAAGAUACUGCCGAGUGC